Daucus carota subsp. sativus is the source of this 1278-nucleotide messenger RNA. Its product is annotated as mitogen-activated protein kinase kinase kinase 18. Gene Ontology annotation, biological process: protein phosphorylation; signal transduction. The record is from RefSeq and is a predicted model, not a curated record. The transcript has a single exon. Lineage: Eukaryota; Viridiplantae; Streptophyta; Magnoliopsida; Apiales; Apiaceae. Gene Ontology annotation, molecular function: ATP binding; protein kinase activity. The coding region runs from base 138 to 1142 and encodes 334 amino acids.
UCGGGCUCCCGUUAAAGGAAUCAUCAAGAAAUUUUGUUAUAUAUAAGAUACCAACUAACCAGAUACUCCAAUAAAACAACACAUUGAAGAAAAAAGAAGAGCAGCAGAAGUUCUUUUUACUACACUUAAACAGAAAAAUGGAGUGGAGGAGAGGUCAGACUAUUGGCCGUGGAUCCUCUGCCACCGUCUCGAUGGCUAGUUGUUGCGGUUCUGGGGAGGUUUUUGCAGUUAAAUCGGUGGAGUUAUCACAUUCGGAGUGGUUGCAGAGGGAGGAGAAGUUUUUGUGCAGUAUGUCAAGUCCUUACAUUGUUAGCUACAGAGGGUCUGAUAUUACUAGUGAGAAUAACAGGCUUAUGUACAAUCUGAAGCUGGAAUAUGUUGCGGCUGGCACGCUUAGCGAUGUGAUUCGGAGGAAGGGCAGAGGAUUAGAUGAGGCCAUGAUCAGAUGUUACACGCAACAAAUUUUAAGAGGCCUGGAGUACCUUCAUUUAAGCGGCGUAGCACAUUGUGACAUCAAGGGGACCAACAUUUUGAUAGGUGAAGCUGGUGCUAAAAUUGCUGAUUUGGGUUGCGCGAUGAGGGUUGAUCAGAAAAGUGACUUGACAGCGACAUUUGGUGGCACGCCAAUGUUUAUGGCACCGGAGGUGGCCCGAGGGGAAGAGCAGGGGUUUGCAGCUGAUAUCUGGGCACUUGGCUGUACGAUUAUUGAAAUGGCUACGGGGAACUCCCCGUGGCCUAAUCAUAGUGACCCGAUGUCCAUUCUUUAUCAAAUCGCUUAUUCUGGGAAAACACCAGAUGUCCCUGAAUAUUUGUCAUGCCAAGCAAAAGACUUUGUUAGCAAGUGUCUAAAGAGAGAUCCGGCAGAGAGGUGGACGGUUAAGCAACUUCUCAGGCACCCGUUUCUUGAACAUUUAAGUUACGUCAAGAACCAGAAUCAAUUUUCAGAUACUAAUUCUCCGACAAGCAUCCUUGAUCAAGGGGUAUGGAACUCGGUUGAAGAGGAACCCGAGACUUCGGCUGAUGUUUUUGAUCUCCAGACAAGGUAUCUGAGUUCCGGUCCAGAUCAGAGAAUCACACAGUUAUCAACUUCAAGAGUGCCGAACUGGACAUGUGAAGAAACGUGGAUUACAAUCAGAGGAUAGUAAUACGGGUAGUACUUAGUAAUUGCACAGUGUACAGAACAUUGAUUGAUCAAUCUCUAAUUUUUUAGAAAUCUCUAAUCCGCCUACAACAAAGCAAAGUAUAUUUAAUUUAUUAUUAAUACACUAAAACAUCGUA